This is a messenger RNA of Chenopodium quinoa (quinoa), 1413 nucleotides long. Its product is annotated as protein FAR1-RELATED SEQUENCE 5-like. NCBI's taxonomy places the organism in Eukaryota, Viridiplantae, Streptophyta, Magnoliopsida, Caryophyllales, Amaranthaceae. The record is from RefSeq and is a predicted model, not a curated record. The transcript is spliced from 4 exons. The coding region runs from base 1 to 1413 and encodes 470 amino acids. Gene Ontology annotation, biological process: regulation of DNA-templated transcription.
AUGGAUUUGUCUGUUGAAUUUGGUACGUCUAAUGUUCUUCAUGCUUUUACCCCUGGUGGAACGAAGAUAUGGAUUCCAUGUUGUGAUAGUGAAAUUAGACCAACUAUAGGUAUGAAAUUUUCAAAACUUGAUGAAGGUUUGCGUUUUUAUGAGUCCUACGCAGCUGUUGUAGGAUUUAUUACUAGAAAGUCGACGGUCAAAAAAAGAAAAAAUGGUAUUAUUUCUUUUCAAAUUAUUGUAUGUAAUAAAGCUGGGUUUAAAGAAAAACGAAAUAAUGUGGUGACAGAGAAAGUUGAUAGUAUCGGGGAAGAAGAUGAUAAUUUUGUAGAUGAUAUGAAUGUUGAAGAAGUGGUUGUUGGUCAAGAUAAAGAAGACUAUGAUUGUCAAGAAGCGAAUACUCCUAUGGUUAAAAGAAGAUUGUCUACUCGAGUUGGUUGUAAGGCAAAGAUGAUUUUAAAGUAUUGCGAAGAUGGAGGUUACAUUGUUUCUAAUUUUGAAGAAGGGCAUACUCAUCAUAUGUAUUCAUCCGAGAACUCUCAUUUUCAGAAGUCCAAAAGAAAGCUGACAAUGUUUCAUAAGAAAAUGAUAAUUGAUAAUUCAAAGGUGAAUAUUGGUCCUGUCAAGACAUACAGAAUGGUGAAGGAAUAUGUUGGUGGGUAUGAGAAUAUAGGCGCUAGUAGGAAUGACUUCAAAAAUUUUCAUAGAGAUUUGAAGGCGUAUAUUGAAGGAUCGGACGCCCAGAUGUUUGUUGAUAAUUUUAAGAGGAAAAAGUUGAUGUGGUCGGCUUAUUUUUUUUAUUACGAAAUGGAUGAAGACGACUGUCUAUGUAGAGCUUUAUGGGCAGAUCCUAUUUGCCGAAGAAAUUAUGCCGUAUUUGGUGAUAUGCUCUCGUUUGAUACAACCUACCAAAGCAACAGAUAUAAUAUGGUAUUUGGUCCAUUCACGGGAGUCGAUCACCACAAGAAAUGUGUCACUUUUGCUGCUGGUUUUAUUGCAAAGGAAGAUGUUGCUUCAUUCGAAUGGCUAUUUAGAACAUUUGUUAAGGCAAUGGGUGGUAAGGAGCCCAAUUGUUUAAUUACGGAUCAAGAUCCAGCUAUGAAAAUUGCUGUAAAUUCUGUUUUCCAACAAUGUGAGCACAGAUUUUGUAUGUGGCACAUAAUGAAAAAGCUGCCUGAUAAAGUUGGAAGGAAUAUCAUUCAGGAUACUGAAUUUUUGAAGGAACUCAGUAAGUGUGUUUGUAAUUUAGAAAUUGAGGCACCUGAAUUUGAAGAGAAGUGGAACAAUGUUCUUGUUGAGUUUAAAUUACAAGAUCAUGAUUGGUUGAAUUUGAUGUUUGAGAUGAGAGCUAUGUGGAUUCCAGCGUAUUUUAGAGAUGUCUUUAUGGGUGGUAUUAUGAGAACUACCUCAAGGUAA